Fusarium sp. VM40 is the source of this 780-nucleotide messenger RNA. Lineage: Eukaryota; Fungi; Ascomycota; Sordariomycetes; Hypocreales; Nectriaceae. The record is from the annotation of a GenBank genome assembly.
AUGGCCCCCCGCGAGUUUGUCCGGCGCUCUGUUUGGGGAAAUUUGCCGCAAAUUCCUUUGCCGGAAAUCCUCUUACCGGAAACUCCUCUGUCCAAGGCUUUGAAGGCUGGCAACCAGACGCUCUUCAAGGAGCUGCUUGAGGACCCUGAGAAUCGUCGAGACAUCAACACCGUUGGGCACGACUACCUGGAGGCCGCCAUUCUCCUAAAUAGAACGGAGAUCGUCAGAGCUCUUGUUUCGCUGCCUCUCUCAGAGUUUGAUUUCCCCAAUCGCCCGGGGGCACCGACGGAAGCUAACAGCCCUUUGGACCUGUCUAUUUCGUUUGAGCGCUUCGAUAUCUUCAAGAUCAUCGUCGACACCGGAAAAGUCGAUAUCUCCGAACCUGAUGUAGAUGGCAGGACUCCGCUACACCUCGCAAGCGCAAUAGGGUCUACCCAUAUUGUCGAGUCAAUGCUACAGCACGACAAUGUCAAAGCGGAUGCGAAGGACAAUGAAGGCCGGACACCCCUCUACCUCGCUGCUUAUGGGGGUAUGAGCAAUGUGGUCGAGAUCCUUCUUCGUUUAGAUACAGUGGACCCCGACUCUAAAGACUCGAAUGGUCGCAGCCCUUUCUGGUGGGCUGUCCGUUAUGGCUAUGAUUCUGUCGCCAAAAUGUUGGCCGAUACUGGACGUGUUGACCGUAGCGUUGAAGAGGAGGCGACCAGGAUACGCAAUCGCAUACUUGUUCUAGAUGAGCAUGGACCACCAACUUUUAGGACUUCUUACAGAAGACAUGGCUAA